This is a messenger RNA of Volvox carteri f. nagariensis, 564 nucleotides long. RefSeq lists its product as uncharacterized. The record is from RefSeq and is a predicted model, not a curated record. Gene Ontology annotation, biological process: rRNA base methylation. Gene Ontology annotation, molecular function: rRNA (uridine-N3-)-methyltransferase activity. The annotation marks the transcript as partial. The transcript is spliced from 4 exons. NCBI's taxonomy places the organism in Eukaryota, Viridiplantae, Chlorophyta, Chlorophyceae, Chlamydomonadales, Volvocaceae.
CGUUGGGUAGUGGCGGUUGCAUGUACGACGCUCAAGGGGGGCCGUGCUGAGUGGCUUGUGGAGAAGCUAACCGAGCUGGGCGCAUUUAUGAUGAUCCCUCUGGUAACGGAGCGAUCUCAGGUAGGCAUGACCGGCCGGGGAUGUACCGCCUUCUUCCCCAAUCGCAUUUCGCCUGGGCGCCUCGAGCGGGUCGCUAUUGCGGCGACCAAGCAAAGCCUCCGCCCCCACGUGCUCCACCUGGCGCCGCCCACUGCCCUGGCGGAUGUGUUGCCUGAUGACGGCGGCGGCGAAAGCUUCUGUCUCAUAGCGGUGGCCGGCGCGCCCCCGCUGGCAACGCGCGGGUGUGAUGCGGCGGGGGAGUCUGAGGGCCCGCUGCGGGUGCUGUUCAUCGGUCCGGAGGGCGACUUCACGCCGGCUGAGCUGGCAGCGCUUGUGCAAGCGGGUGCGAGGCCUGUGGGGCUGGGGACGAAUCGGCUGCGGACGGAAACCGCAGCUAUUGGCUUGCUUGCAGCAUGUUUGUUGACGGAGGAUGAGGGCGCUGAGGAUGAGCUGCGUUGGGCGUAA